Molecule: messenger RNA, 246 nt
Organism: Pelobates cultripes (western spadefoot toad)
Lineage: Eukaryota; Metazoa; Chordata; Amphibia; Anura; Pelobatidae
Source: the annotation of a GenBank genome assembly
AUGCCUCCACCCAAGCAGCUAAAGCUGUCGGAUAUGACAAAAUCGAAAAGAGCGGACCGCCGCAAAGAAAUCCAAGAUGGCGACGACACAUCUAAUUUAUCCGAUGGGCAAUCAGACUAUGAACAGAGCUCAUCCAAAUACUCUGAAGCUCCAGUGACGGAACGCAGCCUUCACAAAAUGCUGCAAGAACUCAGAGCUACUAUAACAGCAGACUUCCACCGCAUUAAUGGCGAUCUGAGAAAAUAA